Molecule: messenger RNA, 918 nt
Organism: Choloepus didactylus (southern two-toed sloth)
Lineage: Eukaryota; Metazoa; Chordata; Mammalia; Pilosa; Megalonychidae
Product: translation initiation factor IF-2-like
Exons: 3
Coding region: 1-918 (305 amino acids)
Source: RefSeq, a predicted model, not a curated record
AUGGCGGCUGCGGGAGGGGGUCCCCGCUUCUCAGCUCUCCCCUCACCCGCCUUUCCCUUCCCCGCCGCCGCCCCCGCUCCGGGGAGAGCCUCCGCGCCGCUUCCGCCGCGCUUGGGAAACUCUCGCUUUCAUGGUCUCCCGCCCCCACCCCCACCCCGCUUAGUCCCUGGUCCCCAAAGGCCCCGUUGCCCCCGCCCCCGCUCAGUGCGGCCCCGCUGCCGCCCCCAUUACCUCAGCUGCCGGCCCAGCUCCACUGCUCGGGGCCCCUGGGCGCGGGCGGGCCAGCCGCUGAGCUGGUCGGCGCGGCCCCGGGAGCGGAGCGCGGCCUCCUCCCGCGCCGGCCUCCGCCGUGUCCCCGCCCGGCCCGCGCUGGGGCCCCGGCCCGGCCGCCGCCGCCGCCGCCGCUCCCGGGGGAGGAGGGGGAAUGGAGCCACUGCCGCCGCCGCCGCCGCUGCCGCCACGGAGCCCGGCCGAGGGGAGGGAGGGAUCAGCCCCCAGGCAGGAUCCGCCCCUCCGGCCUCCCCCCGCCACCUCCACCCCUUCCCUCGCUCCCUCCCUGGCUCCGCUGGCUUUCCCGCUGCACAGGAGCGAGAGCGUGAAAGAGGGGGGAAAAGGGAAAAAAAUCCCCCCGCCCGUGCCCGGCGCGGCGGCGGCCGGGGCGGCGCGGAGAGAAGCGCGGAGCCGCCGCCGCCGCCUCCACGGGGCACCGUCCCCCGCUCGGCCUCACGGUGGCGGUGCGGACUCGGCAGGGGCGCCGAGUGGAGACCGGGUUUAUGCCGCCCAGGUCCUGAGGACAAAGGUCUAGCGAUGUCCAUCCCCUCCCCCAAUGAGAACAGCCGGGAAAGACCCGCCUCUGUUGUGUACAGAACUCUACACUUUUUACCGUAUACUCAAUGGAAUGCUAAACCACAAGCCUGA